GAAUGCUAUGGAAUGGAUACAAACUCUUCUAAUCUCAGGACUGUGUAUCCCGUCCUUCUGUGCCGACUACCGCCAACACUGUUUAAUUGAAACCCCGAAAUCCUGGUUUGAUGCCCAGAGCUACUGCAGAGAGAGAGGCCACGACCUGGCCACCAUAGACGACAUGGGGGCAAUGAAGUCACUGCUGGGCAUGAAUGCAGACAGAGCUCAUGAUUGGUGGAUCGGUCUUCAUUAUGGGGGUCCUGAAAGGUGGCAUUGGUCGCUGGCAGACAAGGACUUCUACCAAGAGGGAGAGAGAGAUUACCGUAAUUUCAAAGGAGGGUUACCUGGUAGAAGGUUUACUCUGCAAUAUAACAGCAAGUGGUACAAUCAUGGAAAUGACGAAAAACAUGUGUUCGUGUGUUAUGAUGGUAAGGAAACAUACACACAUGGAUAUGGAUAUUAUACACUACAUUUGUAUUUAUUUAUAAUGUGUCAAAUUGAAGUAUUCAAUGCCAACAAAGGAUUGAAUGAUUUGGCAGGUAACAGACAAGGUGGAGACCGAUAUGUCCUAGUGAGAGAGGGGAAGAACUGGGUCGAUGCGCAGGUGUACUGCAGGAGUCACCACACGGACCUGGUCAGCAUCAGGAACUCAACAGAGAACCAGGCAGUCGCGGAGGCAAGUGGUGGAUAUUAUGUCUGGACCGGCCUCUUCAAAGAGGCGUGGUACUGGUCCGACGGGCGCUACUCCUCCUUACGACUCUGGGAUCAUCAUGCAUUCGUGGGGAAUUUCCCUCAAAGUUGCGCUGUGAUGACGAGCCACAUUUCCGGAAGAUGGAGCCAACGAUCAUGUCAUGAGUUGCAUCCCUUUCUCUGCACCUGUAAGCAACCGUUGAGUGUUUUGGAGUUGUAUUAGACGUCUCAUAUUCUAUUGCAUUCAAUGGAAACAUUUGAACAAUUCAUCCAUAUGGUCAA
Molecule: messenger RNA, 954 nt
Organism: Gadus macrocephalus (Pacific cod)
Lineage: Eukaryota; Metazoa; Chordata; Actinopteri; Gadiformes; Gadidae
Exons: 3
Coding region: 8-895 (295 amino acids)
Source: RefSeq, a predicted model, not a curated record